This is a messenger RNA of Struthio camelus australis, 2282 nucleotides long. It is a transcript of the gene XG, whose product is annotated as Xg glycoprotein (Xg blood group). The record is from RefSeq and is a predicted model, not a curated record. Lineage: Eukaryota; Metazoa; Chordata; Aves; Struthioniformes; Struthionidae. Gene Ontology annotation, biological process: homotypic cell-cell adhesion; positive regulation of neutrophil extravasation; T cell extravasation. Gene Ontology annotation, cellular component: plasma membrane.
CAACUUGCUCCUGGCCUGCUCUUAUUUGGAUGGAUUGUAUUUUUGCCUAUAAACAGUUUUCUGGCUUUGUCAGGAGCCCUCAGACCUGGAGGUGACAGAAAUUUGCCCACUGACAUUUUCUGUUUCCUUCUGCUAGGUCAACAUGAUUUUGAUUUAGCUGAUGCUCUUGAUCAUCCAGAGGACAUAAUUACCAGGAAACCUACAGUGAUCAGAAGACCAACAAGAAGGCCAGUGCUGAAUAAUGAUCUGCAUUUAGGAGAUGCUCUUGGUGGGGGUGACAUCCCAAGAAAACCUUUAUAUCCACCUCUUCCACCACGACCAGGAAGCCACAGUGAUUCUGGAGGUUUUAAUGACUUAGAUCUCGUUGAUGGGAAGCCUUUACCACCACGACUACCAGGAGAAGACGAGCAUCAUUUCAAUCACGGAGGAAAUACUGAUUCAGGGUUAAUAGCUGGAGUUACAUCUCCUAUAAUUUCUGCUUUUGUAAUAUUAGUUGUUGGAUCAAUAGCAGCCUACUCAGCUUACAAGAACAAGAGACUUUGUUUUAAACCACAAGGUGGGGCUGCAGUGUAAACUGCUGAAAGAAAAGCUAUCCAAUGGUGACAGGCUCCUUUGGUUGGUGGUGCUAUCUUACAGAUUGCUCUUCUAAAUUGAUGGUUUCCUUGGUCCAGAAAUGAACACUCCGCCACAGACCUGACAAAUUUUAAUUCUACUUACCAUCCUGAUUUCAAAAAAAAAUUUACCAAUCUUACACUAACAUUUUGUUGGGACAUUGCAAGUCUGUUUUCUUCUACCUGAUGUUACUUUUCCAUUUUGAAGUGUAUGUCAUUAAAGAUGUGCUUAAAUGGCUGUGGAUGGUACUGCACUAUCUGAUGUCUAUUAAUAAAGUGGAAUAGGUAUUUUGAUUCAGAAGUUAUUGUAGACAAUAAUAAGUCCAAUAAAUCAAGUAUAAUAUGUACUUGAAAUUUAAUGAUUUUGGUUUCUGAGUAUUUGAGUCACUGAGCACUUUUUUCCUGUUUUCAUAAUUAGCCGAAAUAGUUAAUCCUUCUGAUAGAAUAAGGCAAUUGCCAUUUUCAGUCAUACAUUUUGGGUUCCUUUAGUAUAUAUCUGUAUUGUCUAUAAUGUUAUGGAAAAUUUGACGUUACAUAAAAAGACUAAAAAUUGUAAUGUCUUUAUUUUGUAUCUAAUGGCUGAAUUCUUGCAAAAUAGAAAGAGUUAUAGGUGAAAAAUGUAUUAAUUCUUAAUUUCAAAAUAUAGCAUGAGAAGAAUAUGUAUAUAUGUAUAUUGAUGGACCACUGUUUAAAAAAAAUUCUCAGAACAUGAGAGGAUUUUUUUUUCGUGGGGUUUAGGUUUUCUCAAGAACUGGAAACUGAAAUAAGUUUUGUUUCUUUUCUUGAAAACUUAGAGCCUGUUCUAGAAGCCUUCAAAGUCAUUAUAAUCUGACAGUUCUUAUUUAAUAAAGAAUCAUAUUAUUGAUAAUUUCUACAAAGGAAAAAUAGGCAUGAAGUUUUUGGAAUCGUUUAUAACUAGUCUGUGACACUUUGUUCUGUAAAAUUUAUGUCAUGUCUACUUUUAAAUUUCAUAUAUAUCUUUUAGCAGAGGCAUAGCUGAUGCUCCAAGCUUUUCUAGCAAGGCUAUUUCAUCUUUUCCCCUUGUUCCUGACCAGCCAAGCUGUGCUAACAAAUGUCCUUAUGUAGACAUCUUGUCAUCAGUAAAAAAUAGCAUUUUCUCAGUUUCACUGCCUCAAUUUAGUUAACUCAAUCAAACUACUAGGAAAAGAAUUAAAUGCUGCUGAAAGCUAGCAAAACUAGUAGAGUUUACUGGCAUAAUUCUAUGAUACAGCUAUUUUAGCUACUCCUUUUAAGCAUAGAUGAAAUUUCUGUAUUUUGAUCUUCAUCUUACAUGCAAAACAUGCUUUGUCUUACUUACCUGUGAAGUUGCAUGUAGAUGGAGGUAAACAUAAUCUGUGUUUAUUAAAUUGUUGAGAGAAAGAUGUCAUCUUGGAAAGUACUCUUGUUAUAACAUAAUUUAAUCUUAUAAAUAAUUAUAUGUGAAAUGGAUAUAUCAGUUGCUGAGGAGAGAAAUUAUUGUCUUUACUUUGAUCCUGAAACUAAGAAAAUAUAACAUUAGUUUAGUUAGAUGUUGAGUUAUUAGUUGUUCAGUUAAUGGAGUGUUUGUUUAGAGAUGCUCUAAUGUAUUUACAUUGGAGGGGGAAGGGAGGGAAUGUAACCUAGUCAUUAGACCAUGGUAACCCUGGCACAUUAGUUUAAAUAUGGAACUGU